This is a messenger RNA of Rhea pennata, 882 nucleotides long. It is a transcript of the gene SHOX2, whose product is annotated as SHOX homeobox 2. Gene Ontology annotation, cellular component: nucleus. NCBI's taxonomy places the organism in Eukaryota, Metazoa, Chordata, Aves, Rheiformes, Rheidae. Gene Ontology annotation, molecular function: DNA-binding transcription factor activity, RNA polymerase II-specific; sequence-specific double-stranded DNA binding. Bases 1 to 882 code for a protein of 293 amino acids. Gene Ontology annotation, biological process: regulation of transcription by RNA polymerase II. The transcript has 5 exons. The record is from RefSeq and is a predicted model, not a curated record.
AUGGAGGAGCUCACGGCGUUCGUCUCCAAGUCGUUUGACCCCAAGGCGAAGGAGAAGAAGGAGCUGAUCACCUACCGCGAGGUGCUGGAGAGCGGGCCCCUGCGCGGCGGCGGCGGCCCGCGGGAGCCCGGCGGCGCCGCGGCGGAGCCGGGCCGCGACGAGGCGGGCAGCCCCGCGGCGCGGGCGGGCGCCGGGCGCUCCCCGCCGCGAGAGCCCGACGCCGCCGCCGACGGAGCCGCCGGCGCGGCCACCCCCAAGCUCAGCGACGCGUCCCCAGAGCUGAAGGAGCGCAAGGAGGAUGCGAAAGCGAUGGAGGACGAAGGGCAGACGAAAAUCAAGCAGAGGCGGAGCCGGACGAAUUUCACCCUGGAGCAGCUCAACGAGCUGGAGCGGCUCUUCGACGAGACCCACUACCCGGACGCCUUCAUGCGGGAGGAGCUGAGCCAGCGGCUGGGCCUCUCCGAGGCGCGGGUGCAGGUUUGGUUUCAGAACAGACGGGCCAAAUGCCGCAAACAGGAGAACCAGCUCCACAAAGGGGUGCUCAUCGGAGCGGCGAGCCAGUUCGAGGCGUGCCGGGUGGCACCGUACGUGAACGUGGGCGCGCUGCGGAUGCCCUUCCAGCAGGUGCAGGCGCAGCUGCAGCUCGACAGCGCGGUGGCCCACGCGCACCACCACCUGCACCCGCACCUGGCCGCCCACGCGCCCUACAUGAUGUUCCCCGCGCCGCCCUUCGGGCUGCCGCUGGCCACGCUGGCCGCCGAGUCCGCCUCGGCCGCCUCCGUGGUGGCCGCCGCCGCCGCCGCCAAGACCACGAGCAAGAACUCGAGCAUCGCGGACCUGCGCCUCAAGGCCAAGAAACACGCGGCCGCCCUGGGGCUGUGA